Messenger RNA from Callorhinchus milii (elephant shark), 3205 nucleotides. RefSeq names its product dihydrolipoamide S-succinyltransferase (gene dlst). Gene Ontology annotation, cellular component: oxoglutarate dehydrogenase complex. Bases 16 to 1401 code for a protein of 461 amino acids. Gene Ontology annotation, molecular function: dihydrolipoyllysine-residue succinyltransferase activity. The record is from RefSeq and is a predicted model, not a curated record. Gene Ontology annotation, biological process: tricarboxylic acid cycle. NCBI's taxonomy places the organism in Eukaryota, Metazoa, Chordata, Chondrichthyes, Chimaeriformes, Callorhinchidae. The transcript has 15 exons.
UUUCCAGCCUUAUACAUGACUUAUACAGUUUGCCUGCAACUCGGACUUCGCGUCCCGACUGAUGUCCCGAAUGACACGACUUUUGCUAGUGGAUCAUUAGGACGAAGAGCUCUCUCGGGUCUCUCGGUGGGCCAUCGAGUGGUCAAUAAUAACCGACAGUUUCAAGAAAAUGUCUCCAAAUUCAGGAUCUUCCACAUCCGACACUUUAAGACUUCUGCAGUUUUCAAUGACGAGGUGAUGACAGUGAACACGCCAGCGUUUGCAGAGUCUGUCACAGAGGGAGAUGUCAGGUGGGAGAAAGCUGUGGGUGAUACAGUCGCUGAAGACGAGGUGGUAUGUGAAAUUGAGACUGACAAGACAGCAGUGCAGGUUCCUGCUCCACAUGCUGGUGUGAUUGAGGAACUCCUGGUCCCCGAUGGAGGUAAAGUAGAAGGAGGAACCCCUCUCUUCAAACUCAGGAAAACACAAGCUGGUGCUGCAAAGCCCAAAGCAGCAGAAGCUCCAACUGCUCCCCAACCAGCAGUGACACCACCUUCAGCCCCUGCACACAGCACAGGGCCAAUCCCAACCACAAUGCCGCCUGUUCCACAGGUAUCCACACAGCCCAUGGACAGUAAACCCGUCUCAGCAGUGAAAGCCUCCGCGGUGCCUGCAGGAUUCUCAGUGGAAGCCCCAGAUGCAGGGCUGAAAGGUGGCAGAUCAGAGCACAAGGUGAAAAUGAACAGGAUGCGGCUGCGAAUUGCACAGCGCCUAAAGGAGUCUCAGAAUACGUGUGCCAUGCUGACCACCUUUAAUGAGAUUGACAUGAGCAACAUCCAGGAAAUGAGAGCUCUACACAAGGAAACUUUCCUGAAGAAACACAACAUGAAGCUCGGAUUCAUGUCUGCUUUUGUCAAAGCAGCCAGCUUUGCUUUGCAGAAUCAGCCAGUGGUCAAUGCUGUUAUUGAUGAUAGUACCAAAGAAAUAAUCUACAGAGAAUACAUUGAUAUCAGCGUUGCUGUAGCCACACCUAAGGGUCUGGUGGUCCCUGUGAUCCGAAAUGUUGAAAUGAUGAACUUUGCUGACAUUGAAAAGGCAAUCAAUGAGCUGGGGGAGAAGGCUCGUAAGAAUGAACUGGCUGUAGAAGAUAUGGAUGGAGGUACUUUCACUAUCAGUAAUGGAGGUGUGUUUGGCUCAUUGUUUGGGACUCCAAUUAUCAACCCACCUCAGUCUGCUAUCCUGGGUAUGCAUGGCAUCUUCCAGAGGCCAGUUGCCAUUCAGGGCAAGGUUGAGAUCCGUCCCAUGAUGUAUGUGGCGCUAACCUAUGACCAUCGCUUGAUUGAUGGAAGAGAGGCAGUGAUGUUCCUCCGAAAGGUUAAAGCUGUGGUUGAAGACCCUCGUGUGCUGCUACUCGACAUUUAAAUCAUUAUUUUUGUUAUUUAAGAAAACACAUAGAGAUACUGAACAGAUGUCAUAUGCAUUUUCAUCCUAUUAUUAAAUGUUAAAACUUUUUUGGCGUUUUAAAAAAUAUAUAUUAAUUGUAAAUGAAUGUUUUGUGGAGAGAUUGCAAUUGUGUACAGAUCGGUUAUUGUGGAUGGAUACUGCAUGUUAGAGACUUGCUGGUAGAUGCAGCUAACCUUAGUCAGUGCACAGGCUUAGGCAACCUGUCCUGAGAUUGUCAUUGAUCUUCCCAUGUUUGGAAGUGAGGGAAGUUUUUAACUUCAAGGUAAGAAAACUAAAUGUUCUGUGUAAGGCAGAAUUAGCACACUCAGUAUUGUAAUGCACUAACCUAUUACUUGUCGCAAACUCACUUUAUUUUAUAUGGACUUUCUGCCAAGUUAGUACAGUUUGGAUUUGUACCCAGCAUCUUCAGCGAGAGAUGUUGCUUGAGAUCCAAUUGAGCUCUGCUUCCAACAUUACAAGUAACAGACGUCAUUGAAGAUUGGAGUACCACAGGAGAUGUCACUGCUGUUUGAGGCUGAUGCCUCGCUGGCUCCUGUUGACAAGCACCUCGUGCAGGAGCUCUGAAAGGUACCCAUUCCUUGAUUUAGCACUUUCCUGUUCUGCUGGAAGCAACAGUGAUUUCUGAGGGAUUUCCCCACCACCACCUCACUCAGCACCAACUGCACCAAAAAAUUGACAUUUUGAAUAUUGCCGUUCAGUUUAAAUCCAAACUAGACUGAACAGCUGAAAGCCUUUUAGCUCAGUCUCUGCUGGCUGCAGUUGUUAUGUCAGCUGAUUUGGGGACAAGGUUCAUCUUGCCUCUCAUGUCUGCACUAUAUAAGUUGGUGUUAAUUGAAUAUAAAGCACUACCUUUGCCCAGGAUGGCAGGUGUAGGAGCUGGAAUAUCAUUGCUGUUCUGGGGACAAUGUGAAGUUGGAGGUUUAGGUACAGUUAGGUAGAGUUGAUGGAGUUUUACUCUGGCAUCUAUCUUCUGCUUUAGUGCAGGAGUACUUGGUAUCAAGCUUUCUCCAUUUCUGAUCCCACCUCCUUAAACACCGUCCACUUCACUACCACAAACGUACAUUAUUUUACUUUCCUUCCUUUCCCCUCGUCCCCCGCCCUCACUCCACGACCACCCUUGUCACCAUUUAGAUAAAAGGUAAAGAGGUUUGUCUCCCGAUGUCCUCCAUGCUGUUCAUUGGGAAGAUGUGGUUUCUGCAGCAGGACAGGGUUAAGGGAUGCAAGAUGUGUAAUGACCCGGGUUCGAUUCCUGGACGGGGCAAAACGUUGAGCAAAUUUCUUUACGCCUCAUGCCUCUGUUUACCUAGCAGUAAAUAGGAACCCAGUUAUUAGUUGAUUGGCUGAUCGCUUUUCAGGGGGUAAUAAUUCCUUCAAAAUAAAUUUUAAAAAUAAUUUGGUCACUCAAUCCACGACUGUUUGUGGGACAUUGAAGUGUUUUGAGGUGUCUCGAAGAUGUGAUAAGGCACUAUUAUCAAAUGCAAGGAUUAUUAUUAUCCCUCUCUCACCACACCCUACCCUGUGUUGCUGGCUAAUAACUCAGCUGAGAAAGCAUUUGCCUUUACAAGCCAAGGCCCACUUUUACCUAAGUCCAACUGACAUCCUGUCAUCUCCAUGAAUUGAGCAAUCUUUGCAAUCCCAAAACACGCACAACCUAUUCAUCCUAUACAUUGUCGCUGUAACAUUCAACACCCGGUGUGAUGUGAAGAUUACAAAGACUGUUCGCCAAAUCAGGUAUUCUUUGAAUAAACACAGACCUAUUGGA